Messenger RNA from Eremothecium gossypii ATCC 10895, 1161 nucleotides. It is a transcript of the gene MEC3, whose product is annotated as Mec3p. Bases 1 to 1161 code for a protein of 386 amino acids. Gene Ontology annotation, cellular component: site of double-strand break; checkpoint clamp complex. Lineage: Eukaryota; Fungi; Ascomycota; Saccharomycetes; Saccharomycetales; Saccharomycetaceae. The record is from RefSeq and is marked provisional. Gene Ontology annotation, biological process: mitotic DNA replication checkpoint signaling; double-strand break repair via homologous recombination; nucleotide-excision repair. The transcript has a single exon.
AUGAAGCUUAAGUUGGUUAUCGAUUCAGAUAGCGAUGACUAUAGACUUUUCAAGACUACAAUAUCAACUGUCGCGCAGUUGCGCAAGACUGCAGUGCUUAGAUUCACUACCGACAGACUAAUAGUAGUUUCGACCCCGAAGACAGCAGCCAGCGGGGCCAUACUAAGCGGAGACCAGGGACAGCUAUGGUGCACCAUUCCGCGCGACAUAUUUACGCUUUAUAACGUGGCAUCGAUCAGGGAACAGAACGCGAUCGCGAUGGAAUGUCAGUGCGAUUCGCUGGUCAAUGUGCUGCGGCGGUACGAGCGGUGUAACCACGGGCCAUUGACCAUCAAGCUGCAGAGCACACCCGAGUGGAACCAGGUGCACACCGGUAUUCAACAGGGAGAGGAGAACAAGCCGAUGGGCAACCCGAUCUGCGCGCUGUCGUGCGCCUUCACGGAGCACCUAGGCUACGAAGACUCUGGAAAAGAGGUGUCGCAUGUAUUUAAAGUCGGUGUGCGACUGCUUUACAAGAGUCAGGAUGCACGUAUUGUGGAACCAAUGGUGAAUUACACGAAAUUGCUGAUGUUCCAGCUACCGCCGGUGAAUGGCGAAUACGGAAGCAAGUUCACCAGUUUCGUGAAGCGCCUAGAUCGGUACGCAACGCUAAACCAUCUGAUGAUCUAUGGCGACCGGAACUCUGACCGCAGCGACGAGGGGCGGCUGCGACUACUUGUUCAGGAGCUGGACUGGAAGCUGGACGUGCAAUGGCGUGGCCCGCUCGAAAUGAUUGUCCAGGAUGACCAGCCCUCUGCAGUGCCUGCUUCAGAGCCAGGUCUGGUGGGCAAUGUACGGCAUCUGAAUGCGGGAACCAGCAUGCAAAUCGAGGACAGCGAAAUGGACAUCGAGGCCACGGACAUCGGGAAUGUCAGCACUUCAAGACCGUCGACCUCGGUCUCCCCGCAGGAACAAACAAGCCAAGUUUUCAUAAAAGCCAAAGACUGGAAGGUCUGCUCUAAACUCUAUGAUUCGUUUGAAGAAGUGGUGCUUGCAAUCUCCCAUGAUGAAUCCUGUGUCCUGCAUUGCUCGCUUGACCGCGGUACAGUAGACGAGCACAGCACCAAGUCCAAAGAACGCGGUCAAAUCAUAUACUAUAUGGCACGCUCAAAACCACUAUAA